GCAUAUUUUCCAUUACUCGAUCCAGCUCGGUAGUGUACGGACAUCUCUAUUGUACAAAUUUCUACAAAAGAAAAAAGUUUCCAAAGUUUUUUUUCGAGUAAAAUAAAAAUAUUUUACUAAAAUGUCGGUGUACGACAAGAAUAUGGCCCGUCUGGUGAUUGAUUCAAUGGGUGCCAUGGGCGGUUCGGCCUCCAAGGAAGUCAUUCUCCAGAUCAUGAGCACCGCCACCGACACUACGGUUCUCGAACUCUCCAGUGCAGUGAACAGCGUCAUCGACUUCCUCAUGGCCAAGGGAGUGUUCCGCGAGGAGAACGGCGUGUAUUUUGUGGCCGACGAGCCGGAUCCCCAAAUUUUGGAGGAACUUAUGGCAGAGCCUUCCCAGGACGAGCUGGAGUUCAGCGAUUGAGGAUGGUGAACUAAAGAUAACGAGUCUUAAAGGAACAUUUAAAAUCUCUUGUGUUUAUAUUAGAGCGACUUGAUGAGUUUUAGGCCCUCUGCGAAGGCUUGGCUUGUCCCAAGACGCCACCUUACGUAUUGUUUAUCGUUAUAUUAUUUAAAUCGGAGAAUAAAAUAGUUUUAAAUAAUAAA
Molecule: messenger RNA, 588 nt
Organism: Drosophila biarmipes
Lineage: Eukaryota; Metazoa; Arthropoda; Insecta; Diptera; Drosophilidae
Exons: 3
Coding region: 122-406 (94 amino acids)
Source: RefSeq, a predicted model, not a curated record